This is a messenger RNA of Staurois parvus, 308 nucleotides long. Lineage: Eukaryota; Metazoa; Chordata; Amphibia; Anura; Ranidae. The record is from the annotation of a GenBank genome assembly.
AUAUAGUGAAUGCAGGGUACGGGGAGACCAGAUAUAGUGAAUGCAGGGUCCAGGGAGACCGGCAAUAGUGAAUGCAGGGUCCAGGGAGACCGGAUAUAGUGAAUGCAGGGUCCAGGGAGACCGGCAAUAGUGAAUGCAGGGUCCAGGGAGACCGGAUAUAGUGAAUGCAGGGUCCGGGGAGAGCAUAUAUAGUGAAUGCAGGGUCCGGGGAGAGCGGAUAUAGUGAAUGCAGGGGUCCGGGGAGACCGGAUAUAGUGAUGCCGGGUCCGGGGAGACCAGAUAUAGUGAAUGCAGGGUCCGGGGAGAGC